Peronospora matthiolae is the source of this 324-nucleotide messenger RNA. NCBI's taxonomy places the organism in Eukaryota, Oomycota, Peronosporomycetes, Peronosporales, Peronosporaceae. The record is from the annotation of a GenBank genome assembly.
AUGCAAGCGCGUGGUACACCGGUUCCACCGAUCAAGGGUAUACCCAUUCUCUUGUUCGCAGGCGAAAAAGUGAGCGAAGAAGACGAUGCCUUUGUUCACUGGGUGCAAUAUGUGCGUCGCCUCAGCCACAUUUUUGCUCUAAGGGCUAGUGCCAGUGUGGAUGACGUGCGUCUUGAACGCAAGCUUCAGUAUGAUUAUGCCAAGCUUAAGGCCAGAGGCCAAUUGCGCAAGCGCACGCGCUAUGCUUCGGCUACUAAGUUAGCCGCGAGUGCUGGUCAGUCUGUGGCCAACAACCCGCCAACCCGCACCACUAGUGGUGGGUAA